UCCAAUCCCCUAAGAAGCUGUGGGAUGAUUGACCUUGUAACAUAAGUUCUUGCAAGCAAGCCCCUCCUUGAUUCACGAGUUCACCCAUUCUGAUGUCUUUUUGUUUUCUUGCAGCCACUAUUGGUGUUGAGGUCCAUCCUCUUGAUUUCUUCACUAACUGUGGCAAGAUCCGUUUUUACUGUUGGGAUACUGCUGGCCAAGAGAAAUUUGGUGGUCUGAGGGAUGGUUACUAUAUCCAUGGGCAAUGUGCCAUCAUCAUGUUUGAUGUCACAGCACGUCUGACAUACAAGAAUGUUCCAACAUGGCACCGUGAUCUUUGCAGGGUCUGUGAAAACAUCCCAAUUGUUCUUUGCGGGAAUAAAGUUGAUGUGAAGAACAGGCAAGUCAAGGCCAAGCAAGUAACAUUCCACAGGAAGAAGAAUCUCCAGUAUUACGAAAUAUCUGCCAAGAGCAACUACAAUUUCGAGAAGCCAUUCUUGUACCUUGCUAGAAAACUGGCUGGCGACAAAAACCUUCACUUUGUCGAGUCACCUGCUCUUGCUCCACCAGAGGUUCACAUCGACCAUGCUGCUCAGCAGAAGAACGAGGCUGAUCUCAUUGCGGCUGCAAGUCAGCCACUCCCGGAUGAUGAUGACGACGCUUUCGAGUAAAACACUGUCUACCGUGGGAAGCCGUUACUUUUUCUUUUCCAGGUUCUCCUAGGUUUGUUUUGAUGUUACAUCGGUCUUUUAUAACCAAAUUGGGGACAUAUUGGAAUUGUUCCGUUGGGAAUAGAUCGAGUUAUAUUUUCGACCCCAAAGAGAUUUGUAGCCAAGUCUUUUCUGCCCAAGAAUAUUAUACAAGAGUCUUGAAAU
Molecule: messenger RNA, 854 nt
Organism: Arabidopsis lyrata subsp. lyrata
Lineage: Eukaryota; Viridiplantae; Streptophyta; Magnoliopsida; Brassicales; Brassicaceae
Product: GTP-binding nuclear protein Ran-2
Exons: 3
Coding region: 93-650 (185 amino acids)
Biological process (GO): protein import into nucleus; ribosomal subunit export from nucleus
Cellular component (GO): nucleus; cytoplasm
Molecular function (GO): GTPase activity; GTP binding
Source: RefSeq, a predicted model, not a curated record